GCUGGCAACACUGGUUACUGGCGUUUCCUCUUUCGUUUUGGUUAGCCGACGAUUCGCACGUGUGCUAAAAGUACAAAGAAUUUAGGCAAAAUGGUAACUCAAAAGAAACAGAAAAAAGCUAUCGAAAGCAUCAACAGCCGUCUGGCUCUGGUUAUGAAGUCUGGAAAGUUUUGUUUGGGAUACAAACAAACUCUGAAGACCCUGCGCCAAGGUAAAGCCAAACUCAUCAUCAUCUCCAACAAUACGCCACCCCUAAGGAAGUCGGAAAUUGAAUAUUAUGCAAUGUUGGCCAAGACUGGGGUGCAUCAUUACACUGGGAACAAUGUGGAGCUCGGUACUGCCUGCGGGAAAUACUUCAGGGUGUGCGCCAUGUCCAUCACUGAUCCAGGAGACAGUGAUAUCAUCAGGUCUAUGCCAGCUGGAGAUGGUGCCCCACAGUAACUAUAGAUAGUAUAUGGACUGUAAAAUCACUUCAUUGAUGUGUUUUGCUUCUUUUAAUUUGUAUCUAUUUUGUUUAAAAUAAAUGGUAGA
Phaedon cochleariae (mustard beetle) is the source of this 531-nucleotide messenger RNA. NCBI's taxonomy places the organism in Eukaryota, Metazoa, Arthropoda, Insecta, Coleoptera, Chrysomelidae. The record is from the annotation of a GenBank genome assembly.